Molecule: messenger RNA, 5136 nt
Organism: Frieseomelitta varia
Lineage: Eukaryota; Metazoa; Arthropoda; Insecta; Hymenoptera; Apidae
Product: contactin
Exons: 8
Coding region: 520-4200 (1226 amino acids)
Biological process (GO): cell-cell adhesion
Molecular function (GO): protein binding
Source: RefSeq, a predicted model, not a curated record
AUAUAUAAUCAAAUUAAUCUUAGGUAGACAAUGAUUGCUGUGUUUUAAUUAAACAUAAAUCGAGCAAAAAAAAAAAAAACAAAACACGAAAUCUCAUUUUCUCAAAAGUACAAUUUACGUAAAUAGAAAGGAACGUAACUAUAUAAAGGACCCCACCCUAUGUGGUAACGAAUCGAAGCGUGCAAUGCUAAAGGUUUGUUCUUAAUGAAAUAGGAUUGUAUACAAUGAUAUAUUAUUGUACAGUGUGAAUUAAUUACACGUGUAAUAAAAUACUUAUUAUAUCGAAGUUUAUAGAACAAACAGUUUUAUUUUGUACAACUCGGAUUUUAUACUUUAGAUUAAAAUUUGUGGUUAAUUUCCUGAAGCAUAAUUUUGAUGUCAUAUCUGCUUUAUGUACAUUUUGUCAUGUGUUGUGUCAACAAUAAGGACGCUGAUUUCUACGAUUGUUAAAUAACAAUUUAUGAUGUUACAUACGUAAAUGGAAAUUGAUUAAAGAUUACAAUCAAUUAUAUUAAAAUAAUGAUGUAUUAUGUACCAAAGAUUUUAAUAUAUAUUCUCAUUGUGUCAAGUAAUACAUUUGCACAAAACAUCUUAUAUGGGGAACAAUAUCACCAAUGUCCACAACAUUGGAUAAAAUUUCAAGAAUCAUGUUAUCGUUUUAUAAAGAGUCCUAUCAGAAACAGACAAGAAGCAAGAAGAAAUUGUGAAGCUUAUCAAAGUGAUCUUGUUACAAUUAAUUCCUUAGAAGAACAUGGAUUUAUAUUAUAUCAGUUAUUAUGGCAAGAUCCACAACAUCGCAAAUGGUAUACUGGUAUAAAAUACCAAAAUGGGAAUUGGCUAAAUGAAGCUGAUAGUACUCAAUUAUUAAAUAUGGAUAAUGCAUUUCUACCUGAACCAAUUGAUAAUACAUUUGGUGGAGAUUAUUUAGUGUAUUCUUACCAUAAUAAUUUACAAAGAUGGGGACUGGAAAAAGUAACUGGCAAAGAUAAGUUGUUAUAUAUUUGUGAAGCACCAAUUUCUAACUUACAUAACUUAGUGGAUGAUGAUCGUACUUAUCAGUAUGGUAUUGAAAUUGAUAAUCCCCAUGAAAUUCCUAGAGGACCAUACUUCAUUAAACAACCUACUGAUAAAGUAUUUGACUUGUCAAAAAGAAAAAUAAACAAUGAUGUUACACUAAGUUGUUUAGCAGGUGGUUUUCCUGCACCAACAUAUGAGUGGUUCAAAGAAGAUUAUGAAAAUGAUAGACUGAUUGCAACAAAAAUAGAUCCUUUAAAUAAUGUUAGAUAUACAGUCAGUGGUGGUACUUUAAUUAUUUAUGAACCUGAUCAGGCAGAAGACAGAGGUUCAUACCAUUGCAAAGCAACAAAUAAAUUUGGUACAAUUAUAUCUGAAAGUGUGGAACUGUCAUUUGGAUAUAUUUUAGAAUUUAAUUUAAAACGCUCAGAAGAACGUGGGGAACAAAAUUGGGGUAAAGCUGUAUAUUGCGAUCCACCACAGCAUUUUCCAGGAGUCAAAUAUUAUUGGGCACGUGAUUAUUUCCCCAAUUUCGUAGAAGAAGAUAAACGUGUUUUUGUCUCUCAUGAUGGAGCACUUUAUUUUUCUGCAUUGGAAAUGAUCGAUCGUGGCAAUUAUUCUUGUAAUGUUCAGAGUGUUGCUUCUGAUACUGGUCGUAAUGGACCAUUUUUCCCCUUGAGGGUUGAUCCACAUUCUUCUUUUCAGCAAUUAAAGUUUCCCAAUAACUUCCCAAAGGCAUUUCCAGAAGCUCCAAUUGCAGGAGAGGAAGUUAGACUAGAAUGCAUUGCAUUUGGAUACCCAAUUCCAUCAUACAAUUGGACAAGAAGAGGUGCAUCACUGCCACGUGGGUCAUACACAACUAGUUUUAAUCGCGUAUUAAUAAUUCCAAAAGUACAUGUUGAUGAUCAAGGAGAGUACAUUUGUAGAGUACAUAAUGACAGAUCGGCAAUUGAAAAUUCUGUAAGGCUAACUAUUCAAGCAGCUCCGAACUUCACAAUUCCAUUAACAGAUAAACAUAUGGAUAAUAGAGGAGAGUUAACUUGGACUUGUGAGGCAUUUGGAAUACCAGAUGUUUCUUAUAAUUGGUUUAGAAAUGGUGAAAUACUGAACAUGGAAACGCUUCCUCCAGAAGAUAGAGAUCGGUAUUCUAUACAAGAUAAUGUUUUAAGUAUAAAAUAUCUGGAUCCAGAACGAGACCAAGCUAUGUAUCAGUGUCGUGCGAGAAAUCAAUUAAAAACAAAAUAUUCAUCCGCACAACUCCGAAUUUUAUCAUUGAAACCAUCUUUUAAAAAACGACCUAUGGAACCUGAAACUUACGCAGCAGAGAGAGGUAAUGUCACAAUAUACUGCAAUCCUGAAGCUGCACCUAGACCAAAAUUCGUGUGGAAGAAAGAUGGAAAUGUGAUUGGUUCUGGUGGUAGGCGUCGAAUUUUAGAAACUGGUAACUUAAUAAUUUCUCCAGUAUCAAGGGAUGAUGAAGGUACUUACAUUUGUACUGCAACAAAUCAAUAUGGAAGUGAUGAAACGCGUGGACGGUUAAUAGUAUUACGUGGCCCACAAUUCAUGGAAAAAUUACCACAAUACAUUACUACCGCAGUGAUGCAAAAUCAAACACUGCGUUGUAUGGGGGAAGUAGAUGAAAUGCUAGAUGUAGCUUAUAUUUGGAAACAUAAUGGUUUACGUAUUAGAGACGAAGAUUUAAUGAACAAUCCUAGAUUACAUAUUGACGGAGAAGAACUCAACAUAAUAAAUGCUACAUUUGCGGAAGCAGGAGAAUAUGAAUGCAUAGUUAAAAGUGCAGUAGGUGAAAUUUCCAGUAAAACGACAGUUACAAUAGAAGGACCGCCGGGACCACCUGGUGGUGUACAAGUUGUAAAUAUUGUAAAAACUUCUACAACUUUACGCUGGACCGAUGGUGCUUUCAAUGGCAAACCUAUUACUAUGUAUAUUGUAAGCGCAAGAACAAAUUGGAAUCAUACAUGGUUUAAUAUCAUAGAAAAUAUAACUGCUGUUGAAGUAGAUAGAUACAAUGGUAGAAAAGAAGCUUAUUUGGAAAAUGUUUUAAAUCCUUAUACUACAUAUGAGUUUCGUGUAUGUGCUUUUAAUGACUUAGGAUACAGUUUACCAUCAUCGCCUUCUCCACAGUAUAGCACACCAUCAGAUAAACCAACGAAAGUUCCAUCUAAUAUAGGUGGAGGAGGAGGAAAAAUUGGAGAUCUUACAAUAACAUGGGAUCCUUUACCGCCAUCUGAACAAAAUGGUCCAGGAAUCUACUAUAAAGUUUUUUGGCGUCAAAAGCAUCACGAAACCGAGUUUCAGUCAUUAUCUUUAAAAGACUAUGGCAAUGUUGGAAGAAGUGUUGUUCAGAUACAACAGCAAUAUUAUUAUACAGAAUAUGAAGUUAAAGUUCAAGCCAUUAAUGCAUUAGGCUUCGGACCAAUUUCUAACGCAGUUACGAUAUUCAGUGCUGAAGAUAUGCCCCAAGUAGCUCCACAGCAAGUUGUUGCACACAGCUACAAUAGUACUAGCUUGAAAGUUAGUUGGUCGCCAAUUGAACAAACACGUGAAAAGAUACGAGGCAAAUUGAUAGGCCAUAGAAUAAAAUAUUGGAAAGAAAGUAAUAAAGAGGAAGAUGCAGUUUAUUAUUUAUCUCGAACUGCGAGACCUUGGGCUCUUGUAGUUGGUUUGCAACCAGAUACUUAUUACUACGUUAAAGUAAUGGCUUAUAAUACUGCUGGAGAGGGACCUGAGAGUGAACGAUAUUUAGAGAGAACUUAUCGUAAAGCACCGCAAAAACCACCAUCUUCUGUUAACGUGUAUGGAGUAAACCCUUCAACAGUUCGAGUUGUUUGGCGUUACGUGCAACCAAGUUUAGAGGAAGAACCACUAAUAGGUUAUAAAAUACGUGUUUGGGAAUUAGAUCAGGAUAUGAGUACCGCAAAUGAUACCAUUAUACCAGGUGGUUCGAAAUUAGAAGCUUACAUUACAAAUCUCAGUCCUGGAAAAGCAUACCAUUUACGUGUACUUGCAUUUAGCAAAGGAGGAGAUGGACGUAUGUCAAGUCCAACUCAUACAUUCCAAAUGGGUGAUGCAGCUGCUUUUAGAAGCAGUGCUGGUAAUAAAAUUCUGGAUGCUGCUUUAGGUAUAUUAUUGUUAUUAUUAUUGAGAAUUUAUGAAUAUAUAUAAUACGAGUAUACUUUUUAUAUAUCACAGAUCUACUAAAUCAUUAGUAACAAAUUGGAGAGAGCGUUGUGUAUGUGUGUGUGUGUGUAUGUGUGCUCGCACGCGUAAAUAUUUUUAUGAAAAAAAUAGAAACAGAACAGUAAACUAUUAAUUUGUCGAGCAAUAUUUGGUGCAAACGAUCAUACUUUAUUAAUCAAAUUUCUAGUGAGACCCAAUCAUCAAUUUUAGAUAAUACAAUAGAUGAUUGUCAUAAAUUGACAAUGAUAUGAUAAUGUUGACAUGAACAUGAAUGAAUGUGAAAUAUAUUUCAAAAUCUCAAUUUUUUAACUAAGACUUGUUUUUUUUAAAUAUUUACAAUUAAAUUGUAAUUUGUUUAAAAGUAUUAAAUGAAACAAGAUAAAUGAAUUAUUUUCUCACAGUAAAGAUUUUAUCACUAAAAAUAAUUUAAUAUAUAUAGUAUAUAGUCUAUAAUACAGACAUAAAUUUUUUUUGAAUUAUUGAGAUAUGAUGAACAAAUGAUUUUUUUUAAUUAAGAACUUUUUUGUACAAAAGAUCAUAUCUAUCCGUCCAUAAAUGAAUAUCCAAAUGAUAACGUGUAAAUAAUAAUUAUCAUAUUAAUAUUUUUUAAUGUUAUACUCUUGUAUAGACAAUAACAAAAAACUUCAUUAAGAAGAAUCUCAUAAAAUGAUAUAAAACAAUGCAUACGAGAAUUUUGUCAACAUGUUGCGCAUAAACAUCUGUUACUCAAUUAUGUAAAAAAUUUAUUAUUUGUAUAAUUGCAUUUAACUUAAAACACUUAAAUUAUACAAAAUAAUAAAUUUUAGUAGCUGUCAUUGCAUUGAUGUAAGGAUGUUUAAUUUGUGAGUAUAGAGUAUAUAGCUUUUUAUACUAAUACAUUAAUAAUAAAUAAAAUCUUAUAUAUGUUUUUUACAAGAAAAA